ACAGUAAAAUUUCUCUCUCCUCCAUAGAACACGCAUGCAUAUUCUGCUUUUUCAUCUUAUCUUAAGGAAGCAACAUCAUUUCAUGUUCUAUCCAUCUUGUGAGAACUGAGUGACUCACUGAGUAGUGGGUUGUCGCAGACUGAGUUGAUUGACCUCUCAAAUCACUCGAACACACCACUGUGUGAAGUAGUAGCAAAGUAAUAUAAAAAUGUAAAAGUAGUAGCAAGCAAGCUCUGUUCCCUGUUUCUUUUCUCAGAAAAUUCUUGGGUUCAUCACUCAACCAAGAAAGUUCAAGAAACAAAGAAACAAAAAGCAAAACUUUGGUUUCUGAUUCAAAACCUCACUCUUUUGACCACUCUGCUCAAAAUUCAAACCCUCUCACCCUCCAUUUUCAGACACCCCUCUCUUUUUUCCACGACAAUAAUCUAGGAAUUUGAUUCUCCUUCUUUUCCCUUUCCACUACACACACAUCUAUACAUCUAUGUGUAUUUCUUCGUGUCUUAAUUUCAGCUUUUCUUUGACAAACACCCCCCCCCCCCCCCCCCCCACCCAAAAAAAAAAAAAAAAACAUAGAUUUGGGGGCUCCAGAGUCUUGGAAUGGGAUUUUCCUACAUUUUCUCUUUCAUUUUCUUGGUGGGUUUGAUUUUCCCACAAGGGUUUUCCCUUCUUGUUGAAGACAAGCAAGCAUUACUUGAUUUCUUGGAAAAAUUUUCUCACUUGAGGUAUAUCAACUGGAAUGAGUACUCCUCUGUGUGUAAGCACUGGACUGGCGUGACUUGCAGUGAUGAUGGGUCUCGAGUCAUCGCCGUCCGAUUACCCGGAGUCGGAUUUCACGGCCACUUUCCGGUGAACACUCUCGGCCGCCUCUCGGAGCUUCAGAUCUUGAGCCUCAGAUCCAAUGGUAUCACUGGUUCUUUUCCUUCUGAUCUCUACAAUCUCAAAAAACUCUCAUUUCUUUAUCUUCAGUACAACAAUUUUUCAGGUUCAUUGCCAUUCAAUUUCUCUGUUUGGAACAAUCUAACCAUUGUUAAUUUGUCCCACAAUUCAUUCAAUGGUAGUGUACCCAAUUCUAUGUCGAAUCUAACCCAUCUCACAGCUUUGAAUCUUGCUAACAACUCACUUUCUGGUGAAAUACCCAAUCUCUAUUUACCAAAUUUGGUGCAACUCAAUUUAUCUAAUAACAAUCUCACUGGCAUUGUGCCCAAAUCGCUUCAAAAGUUCCCUACUGGUGUGUUUGAUGGCAACAAUGUUUCGUUUUAUAAUAAUUCAACUCCUUCUGGUUCACCUGUUCUUUCUUCAUCCAGUCAAGAAAACCCGAAACCCAAAAAUGUUGGAAAAUUAAGCGAAACAGCUUUACUGGGGAUUAUAGUGGCUGGUUGUGUUGUGGGUUUGAUUGGGUUUGUUGUGUUGUUGCUUGUUUGUUGCUUAAGAAGAAGAGGUGAGGAUUUGUUUUCAGGGAAGUUGGAGAAAGGUGGAAUGUCGCCUGAGAAAGCGAUUUCACGGAGCCAAGAUGCGAGUAAUAGGUUGUUUUUCUUUGAGGGUUGUAACUAUGCUUUUGAUUUGGAGGAUUUGUUGAGGGCCUCAGCUGAGGUAUUGGGAAAGGGGACGUUUGGGAUAGCUUAUAAAGCAAUUCUCGAGGACGCAAAUAUGGUGGUGGUGAAGAGGUUGAAGGAGGUUGGUGUUGGGAAGCGAGAGUUCGAGCAACAAAUGCAGUUGGUUGGGAGUGUCAAGCAUGAGAAUGUGAUCGAGCUAAGGGCGUAUUACUAUUCAAAGGAUGAGAAGCUAUUGGUGUAUGAUUAUUGCAGCCAAGGAAGCGUUGCUGCAAUGUUGCACGGUAGAAGUGGGGAGGAUAGAAUCCCAUUAGAUUGGGAAACCCGACUACAAAUAGCCAUCGGUGCAGCCAAAGGCAUCACUCGGAUCCAUGCAGAGAAUGGUGGGAAACUUGUUCACGGCAACAUAAAAUCCUCAAACAUCUUCCUCAACUCUCAGAAGUACGGUUGUGUGUCAGAUCUCGGGCUGUCAACAAUAAUGAGCCAACUAGCACCGCCAAUUGCCCGUGCUGCCGGUUAUCGAGCCCCAGAAGUGACCGACACUCGAAAAGCUUCACAACCGUCUGAUGUCUACAGUUUUGGCGUGCUGUUAUUAGAGCUCCUCACUGGCAAGUCCCCGGUCCAUACCACAUGUGGUGAUGAGGUCAUCCAUUUGGUCCGGUGGGUCCACUCAGUAGUCAGAGAAGAAUGGACAGCUGAAGUGUUUGACUUAGAGCUAUUGAGGUAUCCAAACAUAGAGGAAGAGAUGGUGGAGAUGUUGCAAAUAGCAAUGGCAUGUGUGGUGAGGAUGCCGGACCAGAGGCCUAAAAUGGUUGAUGUGGUGAAAAUGAUUGAAAAUGUCCAGCAGACGGAUAAUUAUGUGAAUCAGCUGUCAUCUGAAGCCAAAUCUGAAAAUUCAAUGCCACCAGAACUUGUUUCUGUGUUGGAAUCCUCAUCAAGCCCAAAUUGAGUGACCAUUUUGUCGCUGUUUGGCUCCAACUGUUUGUGUUGUAACUUGUGUUAUCAUUUCAACUUUCGACACAUCUUUGAAAUGUUGUUUGUUUCACCCUCUAGGUGAACUGAAUUCUUGAUGUUUUUGUAGACCCGAUCUUGGUGAGUUUGGCCAGGUUAUGCAUCGAUAUAUUAGCGUGCCUUUGGGCGCCUAUCGGAAGUUAUUUUGUGAUCUGA
This is a messenger RNA of Camellia sinensis, 2717 nucleotides long. Its product is annotated as putative inactive receptor kinase At4g23740. The record is from RefSeq and is a predicted model, not a curated record. Lineage: Eukaryota; Viridiplantae; Streptophyta; Magnoliopsida; Ericales; Theaceae. Gene Ontology annotation, biological process: protein phosphorylation. Gene Ontology annotation, molecular function: protein binding; protein kinase activity; ATP binding.